Impatiens glandulifera is the source of this 1499-nucleotide messenger RNA. Its product is annotated as thiamine-repressible mitochondrial transport protein THI74-like. The transcript has 8 exons. Gene Ontology annotation, cellular component: membrane. The record is from RefSeq and is a predicted model, not a curated record. NCBI's taxonomy places the organism in Eukaryota, Viridiplantae, Streptophyta, Magnoliopsida, Ericales, Balsaminaceae. Gene Ontology annotation, biological process: regulation of peptide transport. The coding region runs from base 80 to 1282 and encodes 400 amino acids.
AAUUCAAAACCCUAGAGAGAGAAAGAGAUUACUAAUUAAUUUCUAUCUUAAUUUUCUGAUAUUUUAAGGUAUUCGAAUCAUGGGUUUGAGAUACAAAGCUGGUUUAGCAUUCAUACUUAUUGUUAUCAUCUUGUGGGUGACAUCUUCAGAAGUUACUCAGGAAAUAUUUAAAGAAUAUGAACAUCCAUUUGCUAUAGCAUAUCUAGGGACAUCACUUUUGGUGCUUUACAUUCCCAUAGCAUUCAUUACAAAUGGAUUAUGUAAAUUCUUUGGAUUCAAUUCCAAUAGAAGUAGUGAUCAAGAAGAAGAUGACAAAUCCAAUUCAUCCUCUGUUCUUGAUUCUCCUGUUAAAGCCAUUGAGAUUAUGCUGGAACCUAUUGUUUCCAAACCAACUGAAUAUCCAUCCGAACCCGAGUCUUUGGAGGAGGGCACGGUUGCCUUAGCAUCCGAACCUAUAGGUGGAUCAGGAUUAAUCAUCAUCGAAAAAACCCGAGAACUUACAACCAAGGAAAUUGCAAGAUUAGCCCUUCUUCUUGCCCCUCUUUGGUUCACAACAGAGUAUUUGAACAAUGCUGCAUUGGCGAGAACAAGUGUAGCGAGCACGACGGUAUUGACAGCAACUUCAGCCCUUUUCACGCUGUUUUUUAGUGCGAUUCUUAAACAAGAUACAGUUACUUUGGUGAAAGCGAUUUCCGUGUUUGUUAGCAUGGCUGGUGUCGCAUUGACCACGCUAGGAAAGACAUGGUCCAAAGAUAAAUCACAUUUGAGCAAAUUCGAGGGAAAAACAUCAGUUUCGGGAGAUCUUUUCGCGCUCAUGUCUGCCAUAACUUAUGCAUUGUUUACUGUGCUUCUUAAGAAGACUACUGGAGAGAAAGGAGAGAAAGUGGAUAUGCAAAAGCUAUAUGGUUACAUUGGAUUCAUCACUCUUUUUGCACUUUGGUGGCUAAUAUGGCCUCUUUCUGCAAUGGGUAUUGAAGUAAAGUUCAAGUUCCCUCACACAGCUAAAGUGGAAGGAUUGCUCUUUGCAAAUUGCUUUGUCAAUAGCUUUGUCUGCGAUUAUUUUUGGGCAUUGGGAGUGGUUUGGACGACUCCAUUAGUGGCUGCUUUAGGCGUGUCCUUAACCAUACCUCUGGCCAUGGUAGCCGACAUGGUGAUCCACGGCCAGCGGUAUUCGGCUGUUUAUAUAGUUGGAGCAACUCUUGUAUUUAUGGGGUUUGUGAUGGCUAGCUUCUCUGAUUGGUUAUGGCAAAAGCUGAAAUUAUAUCCAAGGCUUUGCUUCUAAUUAAUUAAUUAAUUAAAUGUUUUGUUAAGAAGGUGUAAUGAUCAUCACUUUCAAUUGACUCUUAAUUAACUGAUCAUAUAAAUAUAAAGAACUGGUUUUUGUAACCAGAAGGAGAUAAUUGCAAAUAUGUCAAGAUCAAUCAUUUAACUUAAAUGACUUGUCAUUUUUGCUUAUUUUCUUCAUCUCUUUCUUUCCCUUCACUUUUUUAUUUCUUGUA